Messenger RNA from Cuscuta epithymum, 1027 nucleotides. The record is from the annotation of a GenBank genome assembly. NCBI's taxonomy places the organism in Eukaryota, Viridiplantae, Streptophyta, Magnoliopsida, Solanales, Convolvulaceae.
GAAGACUCUCCGUCUACCAUUGAGCUACGCCCACUGCAAAAUAAUCUUCUGGUCUAGGCAAAGGGGGCCUCAAAGAAAAAAAGAUAAAAGAAGAAGUAUAGUAAUUUUCUGGAGUACGGACUAACGGAGAAACAGCAACCGGCAACCGGCUUCACAAGCAGCGUCCGCGAGCCACCGCGCACCGUACGAACGCAUCGUCGGACUCGCCGCCCGACGCCGACCCGGGUGAACUGCUGAAGGUAACAUGGCAGGAGUCAUAACAAAUUUCUUUAUCGCAUCUUUGUUUAUGUGGGCAGUUCCUAUUGCAAUUCUUUAUGGUUUCAAUCAUAAUUUAUUUCCUGGUAUGACUGACUUCUCUCCGUACUCUGUAACGCUGCUCAGUGGGUUUCUAGCUGUCAUUUCUGUCAACGUUGUUAUAGCAUUUUACAUUUACAUGGCAAUGAGAGAAAGCUCAGAGAAGCAUGAACCGGAUCCUAAAUUCCUUGCAGAUGCCAAGGCUAGUAGUGUCAGCCUCAGACAGGAUGGUCAGGGUGAUACAAAUGAUUCAUCAGCAACACACUCAAAAAAUGAAUAGGUUGACAUUAUGAACAACGAAUAUUAAGGACAAGGGAUAAGGGGUGCUACUGCAGUGUUGGUUGGAUCUAUUGUACUGUGUUCAGUGUGUUGAUUUCUGAGGGAUUCGCAAAGCCGUGCACGAAGAGUUUGGAGAGCUGUGUUUUUCAAAUUUCAACAUGACUGACGACUGCAGCUUUAUUCAUCAUAUUGAUUUCGUGUAUGAAGAUUGUCCUAGAAAGAACCACUUUGUUUUUUAACAUAAAUUGUGCCCCCGUGCAAAGUUUUUGAACAAAGAAAGAUGAUUAAAAACCAGUGCUUCCCUUCCAAAAAAGAAAUCAUUAUUUGAGGUCCUGUGUAUGUCAUCUUUUAGGUUGUUGCUUAUGAAUGGUGAUGAACGUGUAGCUCUUCUUACAGUUUAUAUUAUUAAAUGAAUGAAAUAGUUAUUAAUAUUAUUAUAAUUGUGGUUUCUAUA